AAAUGUGGAAACGGAUCAGAUUCUUUCCUUUCGGGAGCAACGCUGAGACGCAUGCCAUGGCCACUUACUGAGAGGAGGGACGAAACCUCGAGUUGUGGAUCCACGUUCACAUAGAGACAGAGGUAAGUGAGAAGGGGAGGAACACGGGAGCAGAGAGAGAGAGAGAGAGAAAGAGAGAGAGAGAGAGAGGGGGAACGAGAAGAGAGGGAAUAGAGAGAGGAAGAGCGCUCUAUGGAUGUGGCUUGGACAGAGGGGACUCUGAGUGCGCACUCUUCACUGACGAGGAACAGCAAGCUGCAGACAUGGAGGCGAAAGGCAGAGGCAUGCCCCAAGUCAUGGUGUGGUGGGAGAAGGGGAUCCAGGUUGUCCUCACCACUUUGGGGGCGUUUGCAGCCUUUUCCCUGAUGGCGGUGGCCAUUGGGACGGACUACUGGCUGUACGCACGGGCCUUCAUCUGCAACAGCACGGCCAACUCCUCCCAGGACGACCCCAACAACAAGGACAAGAAAGACCCUGGUGCCCUCACCCACUCUGGCCUCUGGAGGAUCUGCUGUCUGGAGGGGCUGAAGAGAGGAGUGUGUUCUCAGAUCAAUCAUUUCCCGGACGAUGCAGACUAUGAUCAGGAUGCAGCAGAGUAUCUCUUGCGUGUUGUCCGAGCCUCCAGUAUCUUCCCCAUCCUGAGUGCUAUACUCCUCCUGGUGGGAGCGAUAUGUGUUGCAUCCAGCAGCUUCUACAAGAGCAAGAGGAACAUCAUCCUAGGAGGAGGCAUCUUGUUUGUGGCUGCUGGCCUGAGCAACAUCAUCGGCGUGAUAGUGUACAUCUCUGCGGCGCUAAGUGACAUCUCGCCCAAGAAGGACGAGGACAAGAAGUGGCAUUACUCGUACGGCUGGUCCUUUUACUUCGGAGGCCUCUCAUUCAUCCUGGCUGAGAUGGUGGGCGUCCUGGCCGUCAACAUCUACAUCGAGAAGAACAAGGAGCUGCGCUGCCGCUCACGCACCGAACUCUUCAAGAGCACCACGCACGCCAUGCUCCGCCUGCCCAGCUACCGCUUCCGCCGGCGCUCCCGCUCCAGCUCGCACUCUACCGACCCGCCACGCUCCCCUUGUGACACCUCACCCACAGACGCCAAGAGUUUUGCAUUACCGCCGUCUGCCCCGCCUUUCUCUGUGGCCACCCUGCCCAACCCGCACCAUGCUGGUGGAGGAGUAGGGGGCGAUAUCUCCAUGUAUACCCUGACUCGGGACUCCAAGAUGGGAAGUCUUGGUGGCGGCGGGCCCCCCCUCUACGGCACGGUCGACCGGGCCUCCCUCUACCAGCUGCACAGCUACUUCCCCAAUGAGGAAGUGGGGGUGAUGAUGAGCGGUACACUGCCUUCUCUCUCCAAGUCCAACCUCUCUGCGGCGGGCCAGAAUGCCGCGGUUGGCGGCACUGCCAUUGCGCCCCUGAAUACCUUGUCAUCCUCCGGUCUUACCCCCCAGCAGCCACCUCUGUCCACUGGCACCAUGGAGAGAGAGAGGGGCAUGGGCACCCUGGACCGCCUCGGGGGCAAACGGAACAGGGACACUGACUCGGACACGCUGAACAGGAGAACCACGCCAGUGUGAGCCUUGGAGAUAGGAGCAAGAG
This is a messenger RNA of Oncorhynchus gorbuscha (pink salmon), 1626 nucleotides long. Its product is annotated as voltage-dependent calcium channel gamma-4 subunit-like. The transcript is spliced from 6 exons. Gene Ontology annotation, biological process: positive regulation of synaptic transmission, glutamatergic; neurotransmitter receptor internalization; postsynaptic neurotransmitter receptor diffusion trapping. NCBI's taxonomy places the organism in Eukaryota, Metazoa, Chordata, Actinopteri, Salmoniformes, Salmonidae. Gene Ontology annotation, cellular component: postsynaptic density membrane; AMPA glutamate receptor complex. Gene Ontology annotation, molecular function: channel regulator activity; voltage-gated calcium channel activity. The record is from RefSeq and is a predicted model, not a curated record. Bases 303 to 1604 code for a protein of 433 amino acids.